CUUUAACCAGAGCCAUGCCUUCUUUGUGAUGGAAUUAGCCCUUGGAAGAAGCCUUGAAGAUGAAAUCAGAGACUGGAGAAGAUUUGAGAUGCCCAGAGUAGUGUUCCACGCAGCAGAGAUCAUUUGCGGACUGCAGUUUCUUCAUUCAAAAGGAAUUAUUCAUCGAGAUCUCAAACCAGGCAACAUUCUUCUGGACAAACAAGGUCAUGUCAAAAUCGCUGAUUUUGGACUUGCAGUGGACGACAUCUUCGGAGACCAAACCAUCGUUGGAUAUGCAGGGACGCCUGGAUACAUGGCCCCAGAGAUCCUGCUGAAGAAGGAAUACAAUGCCGGGGUGGACUGGUGGUCCACUGGAAUUGUCAUCAGUGAAAUGGCCAUCGGCAGAUCCCCAUUUUACAGUGGCAAUGAUAAGAAGAAGAUUUGGCAUUCCACCAUCCGUGAUAAGCUUGAACUCCCAGACUGGCUGAGCGCAGAAAUGUCAGAUCUCAUUCGAAAGGUGAGUAUAAUCAGUUGUAUAGAGGAACUGUGA
Molecule: messenger RNA, 529 nt
Organism: Xenopus laevis (African clawed frog)
Lineage: Eukaryota; Metazoa; Chordata; Amphibia; Anura; Pipidae
Product: protein kinase C theta type-like
Exons: 4
Coding region: 29-529 (166 amino acids)
Source: RefSeq, a predicted model, not a curated record